UUAUAUAUUUUGUACGUUCAUUUUUCACAAUUUUGUAAAAGAAAGGGAAUUUAAAUUUAAAGUGGGAAUUUUUAAGGCAUGUUGAGGGAAAAAGCUUGAAAGUUGGCAGUACCGAACAACUUGUCAAAAGUCAAAACAAGUUUAAAAUUUUUAGUUUAGUUUAAAUUUUUGGCCUAUUGUUUUUUUGCUUUUUUGGCUUUUAUUCUCAUAAAAUGGAAGCAAUGGAAGUGUCUUCGAUUUUUGAUAUAAUAAAUAUUACACAAAGAAACGAUGCGGAAUUAAUGCAAUAUCUACAAAGUGUUGGAUUAAUCAAAAAACAAUUUAAAUGUAAAAUUAGAAAUUGCCGGCGUAUCUGCACAGUCAGGAGAAAAGAAGGAUCCUACAGAUUGAAUCACUGUUUUUGGUGCUUUAAAUGCAGGAAAAUGUAUCCCAUAACAAUUGGUACAUUUUUUGAACGAAUAAGAGUACCCGUUAGAACUUUAUUUUAUAUAAUGUGGUGUUGGGCAUGUCAACUGCCUGUUAAAAAUACCACAGAAUUAAUUAGUUUGCAAAAAGGGUCAGUGGUAAAUAUGUAUGCACAUUUGCGGAAUAUCCUUUCAUGGAAACUUUUGCAAGAAGAACCAUUUUUAUUAGGUGGAGAAGGACACACUGUGCAGAUAGAUGCAAAUAUUAUGGGGAAAAGAAAAUAUAAUGGUGGUAGAGUGAUCAAAGAACAUUGGGUUUUGGGGAUAUAUGAUUUAGGUUUGAAAAGGGGGCAUGUAACUUAUUUAAAAAAUAGAAACAGAGAUAAGUUAGUGGAAAUAAUUCAAAAGCAUGUCCAGGAAGGUACCGAAAUAUGGACAAACCAAUCGCAAGGUUACUCAAAUUUAAAUCAUUUAGGGUAUAUUCACAAAACUGUGAAUAAUAGUAAAUAUUUUAAGAACCCCCAAACGGGUUUCUGUUCAAAUCAGGUAGGAGGGUAUUUGUCUCGUCUUAAAAAAUAUCUGAGAAGACUUGGGGUGAUAAGUUCUCCAUUUCUACCUCAGUAUAUUGAGCAGUUUGAGUGGGACUCAUUAUAUGGACACAAUGCUCGUGAUAGGUUUAAGAGUAUAGUUGAAGACAUUAGACAGAAAUAUAAAUGAUUGUAUAUACAGUAUGGUGUAAAUGAAAGGAAUAAAUUUGUUAUUUCGUAAGCUGAUGACUUGAAGGAAAAAUCCUGAAACAUGUCGAUUUUUAUUUUUAAAUUAUGAUUUUUUGACAUAUAUACAGUAUGGUGCAAAUGAAAGGAAUACAUUUGUUAUUUCGUAAACCGGCGACUUUAAGGAAAAAUCCCGAAACAGACCAAUUUUUAUUUUUAAAUUAUGACAUUUUGGCAUAUAUAUCAUACUAGUGACGUCAUCCAUCUGGGCGUGAUGACGUAAUUGAUGGUUUUUUAAUGAGAAUAGGGGUCGUGUGCUAGCUCAUUUGAAAGGUUAAUUAAUUCUCUAUUGAGUAAUGUAAACACUUACAUAAUUAUUUAUAGAGGGUGUCCAAAUUUUUUUUUAAAUUAAAUUUUUUGAGAAUAAAAAGAAGAAUUUAUGUGAUUUGUUUAAUUCAAAAUACAUUUUAUUGCUGUCAAAAAUCAGAAAAAAAUGUUUAUAUCACAAAUAAACUUUGCUUUUCGCUUAAAUUAAAUGUUCAAACUUUUAAGAUGCAGGUGGUUGGCGGGAGCUGGCAUGAACAUUGAUUUUAACUGAAAAGCAAUGUUUAUUUUUGAAAUAAACAUUUUUUUUUGUUUUUGGGCAACAGUAAAAUGUAUUUUGAAUUUAAUAAAUUACAUACAUUCUUCUUUUUUUUUGUCAAAUUUAAUUAAACAUUUUUUUUGGACACCCUGUGCAAAUAAUUAUAUAAAUGUUUAUAUUACUAAAUAGAGAAUUGAUUCAAUUCUCUAUUGUAUGUUGUUUUUUUGUUUCUUUCUCCCACACUGCCAUUCGUUUGUAAGAUGAACUCAGAAAAACUGCAGAUUCCUCUACCAAUCCAAAUAAGUUUUCUGCUUGAAGCAACUUUACUGUCGAGUCAGCUACUACUAAGUUUAAGACGUGAGCCAUACAGUGAGUAUAAAUCAUAUUUUCAUUUGCCUUUUUGAAGUGAGCCUGUAAGCCAUUGUAACACCCUUUCAUAUUACCUACUUGCCCCGUCGAAUGAACACGCAACUAUAUUUGAUGCUUGAAUUCCGUACUUUGCUAAUUCCGAUGUUAUUCGCUCGUACAAUGCUUGUCCACUAGAGUCAUCAAUAACAGUCAUCUCUAGUAGUCUUUCAUAAACCUUUCCUUGGACAACGUAGCGUACGCAUAUAGCUAAUUGGUCCAUCACUGCCACAUCUUGGGUAGAGUCUACCAUCACGCUGUAAAUAAUACUAUCUUUGAGGUCUUUCAAUCAGUGGCGUAACUAGUCUGACCUGCGCCCCAAUGCAAGUAUUCCUCGUACGCCCCUAUUCCCAGACUUAUUCUCAAAGUCCAGACUUAUUCUGAAAGUCAAGACUUAUCAGCAAAAUCAGACAAAUAUGCAGGCUUACUUACUUUCCGUGUCCGGAACACCAACAACUUUCGUCCGGCCCUGCUAUUUGCUAUAAUUAAGUCUUCUUCUGUGCAGGUCUCUCUCAUCUCUGUGCAUGAUAGUAGAUGCCGGCUGGUCUGAACCGCGCCACAGUCGCAGGUAUCGUCCUCCUGGUAUCCCCAUAUUUUCAGGUAUUAGCACAACGUGAAACGCCGGUUCUUAGUCUGUUUAGCGCUUUCCAAGUCGGAUACGGUAAAUUGUGUCCAGCAGCCAUUUCCUCUGAGAAAGGAAAAUGUGUCGCGAUAGCUGACGCUUGAUGUUUUCAGGAACCUUUUCCGAGAUCAUAGUCUGCUUGGCUGAGUUUGGUGGCCAUAUAAGGGGUGUCUUCUGUCCGUCUCCUGCUUUUUUCGUUCUACCUCUGACGUGACCUUCCUCCUGAUAGGUGGUGGAGCAAUCCCAGCUAUGGGGUAUAUCUCUUCGAUAGGUGUCGGUUUAAGGCAAACCGCUAUUAUACGAACCGUUUCAUUUAGAGUCACGUCGACGUUCUUUGGGUGAGCAGAGUUUGCCCAUACCGGUGCUCCAAACUCCGCGGCCGAAAAACAUAAUGCUAAGGCAGAAGUGCGGAGAGUGUGGUUGUGCUCCCCAUUUUGUAUUAGUUAGCUUGCGGUUGACAUUAUUUCUGGCACUUACUUUCUUCUCGACAUCUUGACAGUGGUAUCGGUAAGACAGAGUUCUAUCCAGACGGACGCCAAGGUAUUUUGGCGUUUCGUUGUGUUCCAGCAUCUGACCACGCCAUUCCACCUCCAGCGACCUUCGGGCAUGCUUGUUUCUAAGGUGGAAAGCACAUAGCUGGGUUUCUGUGGGAUUGGGUUUCAGAUGGUUUUUCUCGUAGUUUGUUUUCGUGGUAGAGUUUUGCGAGAAGCCGUUGAUGGUUAACUGUGUCAUAGACGACAGUUAGGUCUAUGAACGCUACUCCUGUUAUUUCUUUCCAUUCAAAACCACCUUCAACAUGUUGGGUGAGAUUAAGAAUUUGACUGCAGCAGCACUUUCCGGGUCUGAAUACUGCUUGUUCUGGAAUAAUUUUAGUCUCCACAUAUUCAGCGAUUCAGUUCAGUAUCAUUCUUUCAAAUGCCUUGUAAAGGUGACACAAAAGAGAGACAGGUCUAAAACUCUUUGUAUCCGCUGGUAUACCGCAGAAUAUACAGAAUCGACCUGGUUACUUUUUAAGCUUCUUUCAUUUGGAAUAUUCCAGUUGAGGUAUUUUAUUCAUUCCAAGAAACAUGCGCAAUGCGUUUUGAAAAUCUAUUAUAUAUGCACCGUAUUUUUAAAAAUACCACUAUAUGCAAAAUUCAAAAUCAGAGAAAGAUUAUUCAAAGAAAUAGAACAGUAAUUUUAAAGUUAAUUAUUAAAAAACAUUAUUAUUGAAAAAAUUAAUUGAAAGUAAAAUUAAGGGGCUAUCCUAGUGUAAAACUACGAAAUUCACAUACUUAUUUGUUAAUUUCUAAAAUAAAAAGAACUGUACUAAUUCUUUUGAAAAUUUGCAUGAAGUACAUGUAAAAUAAUUUUCUUAAAAAAAUUUCGGUAAUUAAACGAUUUAUGCGCCAUCUACUUGCACCGUGAAAACAUAGCUCCACUGCUGCAGUAAUUGGGACUAACAGAGACCCUGAAACAUGAAAUUUCAAAGUUAUUAUUGAAAUUUAAGUUAUUUUCUAUACCAUCAACUAGGGGUAUGUGUGGCCGGCCACAGUUUCUCGUCUGUGAUGCAACGUCAACGCCACAUAAGAACCCACGGUCAAUCAUCGGAAAAUAUUUUUGUGGAUCCACAGAGUGCCCGGCCACAGUCGCCCGUCUGUUAUUGCGCUAACGGAAUAAAAUACCACGAAUAUUUUUUUACAUUUUGUUUUUUCGGGAAGCUACAGGGAGUUUUGCUUCAACAUAUUUGUUUGCUAAAAUAUUUCCAGAAUAUCAGUUUUUUACGCCCCCCUAAGGCCUGUGUCCCAAUGCAUCGCAUUGGUUGCAUUGACGUUAGUUACGCCACUGCUUUCAAUACGAUAUUACGUCCAAUUGUAGCAAUCGUUUUAAUUAGCUUGUUUAUAAACGAUUUGGACAAAAAUGUGAUCAAAGAGCCUCGCCUGUACUGUCUUUUGGUUGACUUUCCGACAAGUUUUCUUUUCUCAAUUGUUUUUUGCUUAUGUUUCUUACUCUCCUCAAUGCACUGUUUCACAUGGUUUUGUAAAAUGACGUCAUAGUUUGCAACCAUCAUGGCAAGUUCGAGAAAAUUGCCAUGAUUUUCUACAGAGUCAAGUGAGUAGGCCCCUUCUGCUUUGUCCCCUCUGUAAGCAAUGCCUUGUCUACCCAGAAAUAAAACUAUGUCAAUAAAACGUUGAACAACUAAUCUUCUUAUGUGAACUUCUCUUUCUCGUUGUUUAGAUUGGUUCCCCGCUAGAAGACUCUCAAUAUCACGACCGUUUAGGCAUUGAAAAGCUGCCUUGGCCGCAAGUUCAUGAUAAUGGGAGUUUUCAUGAGUUUCUACCGAUUUAUAAAUGUGUUUUGGUGUAACAUCGUGUCCAGUAAUAAAUGUGGAAU
Messenger RNA from Diabrotica virgifera virgifera (western corn rootworm), 5100 nucleotides. RefSeq lists its product as uncharacterized. The coding region runs from base 213 to 1121 and encodes 302 amino acids. NCBI's taxonomy places the organism in Eukaryota, Metazoa, Arthropoda, Insecta, Coleoptera, Chrysomelidae. The record is from RefSeq and is a predicted model, not a curated record. The transcript has 2 exons.